AUGAGAUGGAGACUACCAUUCAAGUAUACCCGCGCACAACUUGAAGUGUUCAGAUUCGGGUUCUGUCUUUUGGCACCUGUUGCUGUGAUGUACUAUAUCGGUACAGAUACCGAUAAAAAGCUAAACGUUCCAGGGUUUUGGCCAGAUCCAGAGACUUUAAAUAAGAUCCCUAAGGAACCAUACGAGAUCAAAGCAGAGUUGGCAAGGAUGAAGAAGGAGAGACUCGAAAAGAGACUGAGAUUAGAGAAGAAGAUUGCUGAAGAAUUCGGAAUUGAUAUCGAAGCAGAGAAGGAAAAAAUUAGACAAGAAGAGCUGGCUCUUAAAGCAGCACAAGAACCAGUAAAAGAAGAGGAACAAGAACAAGGAUUGGCCUUGGAUAAACCUGCUUCUUCAGAAUAA
Messenger RNA from Kluyveromyces lactis, 399 nucleotides. It is a transcript of the gene PET100, whose product is annotated as Pet100p. The coding region runs from base 1 to 399 and encodes 132 amino acids. Gene Ontology annotation, cellular component: mitochondrion; mitochondrial inner membrane. Gene Ontology annotation, biological process: mitochondrial respiratory chain complex IV assembly. The record is from RefSeq and is a predicted model, not a curated record. NCBI's taxonomy places the organism in Eukaryota, Fungi, Ascomycota, Saccharomycetes, Saccharomycetales, Saccharomycetaceae. The transcript has a single exon.